UUGAGUCUCGGCUCUUCCUCUCAGCUCAGACAUGGGUGCUGCAAAGAUUGAAGAGGCUUGCCUAGGCAUGCUGAAGAUAGACCUCACUGCUGCAGACUGCCCGCAGGAGGGAGAAAUGGGUAAAAAACUUCAAGCAAAAUGUCUCUGCGUCAUUUCUCCUGCUAAGCUUCUCUGCAGCUAUCGAGUAGUGAUCGUGGUCCUCACUGUAGCUGUAGUUGCUCUUUCUGUUGCUUUGUCAGUGAGAAAGGAAAAACUGGUCAUGGAGAGCUGUGAACCUUGCUAUGCCACAUGCCCAAGUGGCUGGAUUGGAUUUGGAAGUAAAUGCUUUUAUUUUUCUGAAGACAUGGGAAACUGGACAUUCAGCCAGUCCUCCUGCAUGGCACUAGAUGCCCAUCUAGCUCUGUUUGACAGCCUGGAGGAGCUGAAUUUUCUGAAGAGAUACAAGGGGCCUUCUAACCACUGGAUUGGCCUGCACCGAGCAUCAACAGAGCAUCCUUGGAUAUGGACGGACAAUACUAAGUAUAACAACAUGUGCGUUUUCAGAAAAUUUUCCCUUAUACGGUUAUCAUCUGCUCUGAAAAGUGUGUGUUGUAUGUGUAAGAGAUGCAAAACCAUCAAAGUGUAG
This is a messenger RNA of Rattus rattus (black rat), 625 nucleotides long. Its product is annotated as C-type lectin domain family 2 member E-like. The transcript is spliced from 4 exons. The coding region runs from base 32 to 625 and encodes 197 amino acids. Gene Ontology annotation, cellular component: external side of plasma membrane. Lineage: Eukaryota; Metazoa; Chordata; Mammalia; Rodentia; Muridae. The record is from RefSeq and is a predicted model, not a curated record.